AUGUGGCAAACCCAGGACGGUUCGGCGGAAAAGGGGAAAAAGUACGUGGAAGGUGGCCGGGUCGCAGGACGAUUCGAGGAAGGGGUAGAAAUCCUCAAUGAUGAUGCCUUCGACACGACCUUGGAGUUUGACGUUCAGCUUGACGAGCCUGAGAACUGCCUCAUCGAUCCACGAUGUGCCAUAUGCGUGGUAAUGAUCUUGGACGACGACCAGUUUCCGUCAAACGACCACAAGGAGGUCAUCGAAGAUCAUGACGAAGAGGCGCUCUACGAGGUCGGCUUUAGCUUGCUCAAGUCCUUCAUGGGCUUCUGUUUUCACCAUGUUCCGGAGAUUUGGUGGAAGACCAUCUUGGUGUUGCUUCUCGCCAACCUUGGAAACCUUUACUACCUUGCGACCAUCUUCCUCAGGGUUUACCUCGUUGACACCGUGUUGAAUACCGAGGACCCAAGCACAUCGGAUCGCCUUUGGGUUCGAGGCGAUCGGGAUGCGACGGCCGUCGCACUAGGCCUGGCUUGGAUUCUACCAAACUUCCUUCUGCUGGGCACGGACUACUUUGAGAUGGCCGUGUUGGAGAUGGGCUUCAACAUCCGGUACCAUCUCCGUGUGAAUCUCUUCCGGAAGUAUCUGCGCUACACACCCGAGUCCCGGGCGAAGGUUCCAGUCCAGGACUUGAAGAUCAGCAUCAUGGAAGACAUUCCGGAUCUAGUCUCGGAUGGUUACUUAAUCAUCUUUGAGCUUUGGGCGAUGCUCGGUAAGAUUGUGAUGGUGGGCAUCUUCAUGUUGCGGAAACACCCCCGCAGUGCUGUCCCACUCUUCGUGUACCCAAUUCUCAUCUCCAUCUACUUGGCCGUGACGUACCGGAGAAGACUAGCCCUCAUGGCGAAGGAAGGCGAGGGACAGAGCGCCACGAUCGGGACUCUGAUGCAUGUGAACAACGCACAGAAGCUCAUAGGCAGCUACAACAAGCGCAGCUACGUGGUGCGUCGCUUCGAAGAAUCGCUGCGAAACCAGAGAAAGUGGGUCAUGGAUCUGAAAUUCUUUGAAUUCUGGAAUGGACAGCUGAUUCCCUGGAUCACGCUUCUCGCGAUCGGCACAUACAUAGGACUUUCGUCCCGGCUGGUUCUGGGUGGAUCAACCUCGCUUGGUUCCUUCCUCGCCACCAUCAACGUCUACAAGGAUCUCGGAGACAGGUUUGCGACGAUUCUGGAAGGCCUGGAAUGCCUGAGCAAGGCAAUCAGUCCUCUGGCUGCGCUCACCACGCAGUUCAACUUGCCCAUCGACAUACCAGAACGCAGUGAAGCCCACAAAAUGCGAGAGGAGUUCGUGCUGGGCCUCUCAACGGUGCCUUGUCCGAAAAUCCACGAUAGAUCGAUCAUCCAGAUUUUGGGUCCGCAUGACUCAGGGAAGGGAUCCAUCCUGAAGAAGGUUGGAGAUCUUGUGACGACCACCGGGGGCCGCGUCUUGAUUUCCCCGCACCUUAUGGUCCUGCAAGUGCCCCAUGAGCCACUAUUCAUAGAGAAUGGUGGCCUCUUGGGAAACCUGAGUCUCGCAAAACAUUUGGAGUCUUCGGACAUCGGAGACCCUGCGCGUGGACGCAGAAUCCUGCGCCGACUUGCCCUGGACAAGGCGUGGAUCAUGGAGCUCUACGACAAAGAGGAGCGGGUCUUCAUCAGGAAGAAGACAGUGGUGCAGGAUCAGCCGGACAGCCCCUUCAGCGCAUGCUACGGGGAGGAUCCAGAGGAGGAGGAAGAGGAAGAAGAGGAGUCGCUUCCGCCCUGGGCACAACAGCUCAGCAGCAGCGAGAAGUGGCGAUUCCAGCUUGCACGAGCGUUUGUGCAUGAUCCUCAUGUCCUAUUGGUUCAUCGUCCUGCGGAUGAGCUGGAUCCGCAAAUGCAGGAGAAAGUUCUGAGCUGCUUCCGUGACUUCGUUGACCGAAGGGGACUCGAGAUCAAUGAGGAGCUCGGAAGUCAUCUGCCGGCGGACAGACGGCGGCCACGCACUGCCGACCGGCUGCGAGCUUCGGGGAUUUUUGUCUGGUUUUGCCAGCUACUUUGGAUGUAG
Symbiodinium sp. CCMP2456 is the source of this 2061-nucleotide messenger RNA. The record is from the annotation of a GenBank genome assembly. Lineage: Eukaryota; Dinophyceae; Suessiales; Symbiodiniaceae.